AUGCAUUUCUCCGCCUUCCUCGCUUCCGUCAUGGCCACCAGUGCCAUGGCCUCUCCUCACUACAAGGUCGUCACCGAGUACGCCUACGUUACCAAGGUCGUUACCGCCGGCGCCGAGCAGCCCAAGCCAACCUUUGUUUAUGAGAAGCCUGCCCCCGUCGAGGUCAAGCCUACAACUCUCCGCUGGGUUAAGAAGCCUAGACAGACCAACGUCCAAGCCCCUCAACCCACAUACGUCUCGGCCCCUGUCGAGGACGAGGAGCCCGCUACUGAGCAGCCCGAGAAGAAGGAGCCUAGCUCCGGCUCUGGUUCCGGCUCUUUGACCGCCGACCAGCAGAAGGCUGUCGAUCUCCACAACGAGGCUCGCAAGGCUGUCGGUAACGGCCCUCUCGAGUGGGAUGACUCCCUCGUUUCCGGUGCCCAAGAGUGGGCUGACCACAUCGCCUCUCUCGGCAGCCUUACCCACUCCCAGGGUAAGGACGGUGAGAACCUCUACAUGGGUACCACCGACACCCCCUUCGCCGACGCCAUCGACGCUUUCCUUAGCGAGAAGAGCCUCUACAACGGCGAGACCAUCUCCGGCUCCAACUACAUGAGCUUCGGUCACUACACCCAGUGCAUCUGGAAGUCUACCACCAAGGUCGGCAUGGCUGUCGCCAAGGGCAACGACGGUGCUUCUUACGUCGUCGCCCGCUACCAGGAGCCUGGUAACAUGAUCGGCGACAAGCCCUACUAA
Molecule: messenger RNA, 735 nt
Organism: Fusarium poae
Lineage: Eukaryota; Fungi; Ascomycota; Sordariomycetes; Hypocreales; Nectriaceae
Exons: 2
Coding region: 1-735 (244 amino acids)
Source: RefSeq, a predicted model, not a curated record